Messenger RNA from Pogoniulus pusillus (Red-fronted tinkerbird), 3745 nucleotides. RefSeq lists its product as uncharacterized. Gene Ontology annotation, cellular component: nucleus. Bases 555 to 2537 code for a protein of 660 amino acids. The transcript has 7 exons. The record is from RefSeq and is a predicted model, not a curated record. Gene Ontology annotation, molecular function: transcription corepressor activity. Gene Ontology annotation, biological process: negative regulation of transcription by RNA polymerase II. Lineage: Eukaryota; Metazoa; Chordata; Aves; Piciformes; Lybiidae.
UCUCACACCACGCCACUAGUGAGGGGGCUGAGGACACAUAAGAAGCUGGGAGGGUACAGUUAGGACAGCUGACCCCAACUGACCAAAGAGAUAUUCAAUGCCAUAUGAUGUCAUGCUCAGCAUACAAAGCUGGAGGAAGAAGAAGGAAGGGGGGAUGUUUGGAGUGACGGCGUUUGUCUUGCCAAGUAACUGUUCCUUGUGGUGGAGCCCUGCUUUCCUGGACAUGGCUGAACACCUCCCUGCUGAUGUGAAGUGGUGAAUUAAUUCCUUGUUCUGCUUUUCUUGUGUGCAUCACGGAGAUGAGGUGGCUGGGUGUCUGUUGAGAAUUGAGGAGUUCCCAUACAGAAGAACAGAGACAUACAUUGCAAUUCGCAGUAAAGAGCAAUAAGAAGACAUACUAUGGAAAUGCAAUUCAUAAGAUUUAAGUACUCAAUGUAAAAGACCGAUCAGGUGUUUCAUACAGGGAGAAGAUUUUAAAGAACUCUGAGCACCUGUUGACAAAAGCAAAGCAAAGGAAAAAGAGAAAAAGAAACAAAAAAGUUAAAGACAAUCACAUGGAAAUUAUGAAUGAAAUGUUAGGUGGAGCAGUUCAUCAUCCAAUUCCAGAUGACCAGGGCACAUCAGUGGGUGAAGAGGAUGAUCUGGAAGAAGAAAACAGCAAAUCAUUGUGUGCAUUCAGUGAAGGGCCAGGAGAGCAAGUAAAAGAUUGUGAAGAGCAGCCUAAUGAUGAUGAUGAAAGCCUAAAAGAAGCUGCAAUGUUUUCAAGAGAAGGGUUUGCUGUUGCCGUGUCUGAGGUCUCAGUGAUGUCGAAGAGUGCAUUCAAAGACGAGUUGCCUAUAGAAAGGGACAGUUCACUUCUAAUAGAUGCAAAACCUUUUUCUACUGAAAGCCUAACCAAAAAAUCAUGUGAUGACGAGGAAACAAGGCACAAAGAAAUUCUUUGCAGAAGCAAUUUCCUGAAAAUAAGCAAAGAUGAAAGUUUCAUCCAGGAAACAGAAGGCAUCUCUGAAGAUUAUAGCACACCGCUGUUAAGCACAGAAAGCAAACAGGAAUCAUAUCAAAUCAUCUGUGAACCUGACACAGACACUAGGCUGCUAAGUUUGAGCGGUGAAGAAAAAGAAAUACCUCAGUGUUCCAUUUCAGACAUACAUGAUAAUGUGCCUGGUAAUAAUGCAGAGGACAAAGGUGUAUUAAAAGCCAAAGGUGAUAACUCUAGUGCCUGGGCUGUUCUUUCAGUUAACUUACUUACUGAGGAAUUGCAGCUGGGCUUUGAUACACAGGUUUCUCUCUUGUCUUCGUCUGAGGAUGAAUUUGUAGGUGAACAAAGACCCUCCAAAAUGAGUACACCAAAACAGACUCAGAUGAACAGUUCAACACAACUAAACUUCUAUCAGUCAGUUGAAGGACUGGUAAAGGAAACCCAUCAGGGAACAGUAACUGAAGAGGCUAACAGUGUAAUAAGCAAUGGUCUUUUGACAUCUCCAGCCGGUGAAGUGCACUGUGAUUCCCUUGUGAAAACCAGAGCCACCUUCACACAGUGUUUGAACAAAGCGAAUGUUCCGAGAAGUGAUGCUGGACCAAUUACAUCAAAGAGGAAAAGAUACAGAAGAAUUGUCAACUUGGCACCAAAGUUUGAUCUUCCAAGACAGAUUGCUGGUGAUACCGAAAGAGAGAAGGAAGUCCCAAUAAAGGAUGGGUUUGCCCAAAAAGGUGUCUUGGAAGUGGAGCAAAAGGGCUUUCCAAGCAAGGACUGUGGGGAGGAACAUGAACAGGACUGUGCAUUGCAGGAAUUUUCUUACAGUGAUACCAAGGGAACCUAUUCCUUGCCCAGCCCACAUGCUGAUGUUUUGUUACAUGAUAUUUCUUACAUUCACUGGGGACAAUCUUCCUCCACACCAAAACACCCCUACAGGGCUUGUGCAGAUUCCACAACACAGGAGAAGCAACAAGAGGUAGAUGCUAAAAAAGAGGAUGAAAGUGAACAAAUGCCUUCAGAGGCUACAAAUAGCCAACCAGAUAUUUUGUCUUCUGUUAAAGUUGUAUCUGAAUAUCUGGAAGAUUCUAGUAUGUUGGCAGGCCGCAGUGAAAAUGUGCAUGAAGAUGACCCUGAGCCAUCAGAAGCUUCACAAUGUGAAGAUAAUCAAGAUUUGAAUAUGAAAUGUAGUUUUCUGGGACUUCCGUUAUCAUUAGGAUUUGCUUUUCAACUUGUGCAGCUGUUUGGCUCUCCAGGUCUUCCACUGGAAUCCCUGUUGCCAGAUGAUUAUAUAGUUCCUCUUGACUGGAAAGUUUCAAAGAUGAUCUAUUUACUGUGGAAGACCUCUGUGGAGGAAAAACAGAAAACCAAUGGAAUGCAGAAUGGAAAGGCUCUGGCUGAUGAUAUUAUUGGUCUUGAAAAUCUAGAUGAAAAUUGCCAAGAGAAUGAAGACUCUUCUGAAGGACUUCCAGAAAUGGAGCUGUUUCAAGGGAUGAUGGAGAACGUUAUGACCUCCACUGUCACCGACUGUCCAGAUGCUGUGUAUCAUGACUGUCCAUCUUAAACUCCGCAUGAAGGAAAAGAAACUUUUCACUUGGACUGCACCAUGGAAGGACUUCAGCUGGCCACCAGGAUUUUUAAGGGUGACAAGUAGUCUAGAAGAAAGUAACCACUGCGGGGUUUUGGUGUGAAUCUUUAGCUGUACUCCUCCUCCUCAUCUCCUCACGCCACCCUCUCUCCAUAUAAUAAAAAUGAAAAAUGAGGUGACUUUGUUGUGUGUGGCAAAAGGUCACUUUCUGAAGCCCUUUCAUAAUUUCAUGAUGUUGAGGUGGCUGAGGACAUGAGAGCAAUCACAAAUGGCAGAGUAAAAGCAGAAAGCAGAAGGUGUGGUGAGAUGGACCUAAAAGAGAACUUGCUGUUGGGGGCAGAUGGAUCGCCAAGUAUGAGAAAAAUUUUGGAUGUUUGCUGAAAUAGUAACAAAGGUGAGACAGACAACAGAGAAUCAAGGCAAGUGAAAGGACAAGCCAAAACACACCUAAUUAACUUAAUUGAUACAAUUAAUCAGAGUAAUCUUUGACAGUUACAAGAUAAAUCGGUGCGCAUAACGCUGGGAAUUUCUUUGCAGUGAGAGUGGCAGAAAAGGCAACUCCUCAAUGUGAAAAGAGUGAGAAAAGAUCGAUCACAAGGGGAGAAGCAAAGAAGUUUAGAUAGUUUGUACUUGUCAGAAGUGCUACUUCCAUCUCCCACACCUUCUAUAUCCAGAAUAUCCAUUUAUUCAUUCACCUCCUGUUUCUCACUUUUCCCUUUUUUGUUGUGCAUCAGCUGAAGAGCCAGUACCUGACUGCAGUCACGCUGAAUCUCCACCACGGUCUAAAUGCUGUUCCCCCACUGUCCACUGAAACAAGUACAGUCUAUACCUGUAAGCACUUAAAGAGGGAAUGUAUUUUGAACUUAGUGUUGUAUCAUUGGCAAAAUCUACUGGCUGCACUUUUCAUGCAUUUAAUUUCUCAUGCGCAUCUGUGAUUUUUAAACGUUGUUACUGUUUCUUCCUUCCUUGGUUGGAAAUGUGCUACUUUUCUGCCAGCCGAGUGUUAUGCAAAAUGUACCAGGGAGGAGGAAGGUCAUUAGCAGCAGAAAAGCUAAGAAAAUGCCACUCAAGGGUUAAUAUUUUAUUCCUACUUUUAUUGAGAACUCUGAAUACCUAUAUUUUCUGUUACUGUACUGCCCUUCCAAAAUACUUAAAAUAAAAACAAAUUUCAACAUUUCACAGCA